Messenger RNA from Punctularia strigosozonata HHB-11173 SS5, 2241 nucleotides. RefSeq lists its product as uncharacterized. Gene Ontology annotation, molecular function: structural constituent of nuclear pore. The transcript is spliced from 11 exons. Gene Ontology annotation, biological process: positive regulation of DNA-templated transcription; protein import into nucleus; mRNA export from nucleus. Gene Ontology annotation, cellular component: nuclear pore outer ring. The annotation marks the transcript as partial. NCBI's taxonomy places the organism in Eukaryota, Fungi, Basidiomycota, Agaricomycetes, Corticiales, Punctulariaceae. The record is from RefSeq and is a predicted model, not a curated record.
CCAUGGCAUCAGACUCCCUAUGCCUAGUCCCUCCACUGGUGGGCGUUGCGGCCAGUGACGGGUUGGCGCACUCUGGGAGAGCGCUCACCAUGGCGCUUUCGCCGCGCGACGACUCAGUGGCAGUCUAUUCGCGUCCUAUAAUUCAAGCACCAGGAAACCCCGCUGGCCAGGUAGAAGCUGGCGAGAACCAUGUAUACUUCGCGAGCAUGCAACUUGCGCCGUCGACCGAGCGGCGAAAUUUUGUAACAGAUACAUGGAUUGCAUACACCGCACUACGUGAGGUUUCGGAAACGGAAGGCGCGCUCCCACACGUGGCCAAGGGUUAUGCACAAGCAGUUCGCAAGAUGGUUAGAGACUAUGUCAAUCUCACGAGGGUAAACUGGCAGGAGACAUCGAAAGCUGACGUGAAGCCACAAUUUAGUAGCGAACACUACCGCUGUCUUCACACGUCUUUUUCCCUCUUCGAAGUCCUCUAUCUACCCGAUUAUGAUUUCACUGAAGUGGAAGAAGCUCAGUGCGGAGAAGAGAUCAUGGAAUGGCUUAACACGCAUUUCAUCGAACCCUCGACAGAAGAAGGGGUUCAGCUUAGUAGCUUAGAGAAACCUUGGGAGGAUGAGAAUUUUUGGCCGUACAUCACAAGGACAACUCUUCGCGGCCUCUCCGAGGCAUCGGUGUUCUUCUUGAAUAUCCUUACAGAAUCUCACCCUUCUGCGACUCUGCGGGAGUUCUCUGCGAGACUUACUGCUCAUAUCAGAUCACAACCCCGCCAUCACAACCACACUCUUGAAAAGGACAUGGUGCGGGCCUGGAGACGUUGGGUGGAUGAGGUCAAGACGAUGCGCAUCCAGCUAGAUCAUGUUCCCGAAGAUGAUCGGUACGAUGGGUACGAGAACUGGUGGGAUCGGCUGAGUCAGAUUGUUGGUAUUCUGGAAGGGCGCCAAGAAGUGGUUAGACGCGUAUGUGCCGAACUAGGUGGGGACUGGAAGGAAGUCAUCGCCGCCUGGGGCGUGUUCGUGGACCCCCGCCUCAGGAGACGUCGCCUACAAGAGUUAGCUGCUAUGAUAUUCGAGGAAUUUCCACCAGACCCGACGAACCACGAAGAUAUGAUACACGCCUCUCUGUUCUCUGGGAACCUAGAGGAGGCGCUGGAGUAUGCCUCUCAGCUGGAUACUUGGCUCGCAGCACACCUGGCUGACACCAUGAAGAUCGUCAGCAUCCUUGAUUCCGUGGUUGAUGAUAACGAUCUCUCCAUACGUGAUCGAUAUGUGUUGCAAUACGCCGAAUAUCUUCGAUCUGACGCUGCGCUAUGGCGACUCACGCCCUCCUAUUUUUGUUCUUGCGGGGAAAUCGGGAAAGAAAGAGCGGAUCAAGUUCUGCUGCGCGUACCACUGAAACCUGGGCGAAGUGGUCUUGAGGAACCCGGUCUGCACAAAAACGCGCCAGAACGAGAAAGAUCACUCGGCGACACUUUGCGAGAGAUAACAGAAAUCUGCCACUUGUAUAAACGAGAAGCGGUUCGGAGAACUAUUUGUCGCAUUGGGGCGCAAUUACUCGUACAACAAAAACAGUUCGCCGAGGCAAUCUCAUUUGCGGCAUCUGGAGAGGAUUGGCCUGGUCUUGGUCGGAUUGUUGAUCAGAUCUUGCAAGAAUAUAUCGAUCAUGGACCUGUUGUAUUCGCUCGAUUAGUCGGCAAGACCAUACCCUUUCUCGAGCCUCUAGACAUGAAUGGUAAAGGGCGUGUCAUCUUCAUCCGUCGCCUUGAAUUUGCAAAUCGAUAUGCCGAAUUUCAUCAACGCCGAUUGAGCGGCGAUGUUACCGGAGCCGCCUUGGACCUCAUCGCGAUGUUUGAACAGGACGUCGUUCCCAAUUCGUGGUGGGCCGUUGUUCUAUGUGACUCCAUUGAGCUCUUACAGCAUGGAACGCUCCCGUUCUCAUCCUGGGAGGCAUGCCUCCUGAUGCGGAAAUUGGAAGAGAUCUACCUUCGAACAUCUCAAGGAUCCGGCGACGAUUAUCUACCGAUCAUCACGCGUAUAAAAGCUGGAGGAGAAAAGGAAGCGCUUCGCCAACUCCAGUUCGUGCGGCUUGCACUUACCCAGUACUACGCACGAUGUGCGGUGCUUGGAGUCGGCGGAAAAGAUAGUUAUUCGGUGCCACGGAUUGUCGUUUGAUGUAGAGGGUGCGGACGCUGGGUCAACAUAACUACCGUCAACGGCGUAGUACGUGCCUGAAUGCGUUAAUAAU